AUGGGGGUGGGCAUGAGCAGCGGCCGUCGCCGGGGCAUCGGCGUCGGCGGGGGCCGCGGCCCGUCGAGCGGGAUGCUGCCGCUGCUGGCCCUGCAGGUGCUGCUCGAGUACGGCCGCGCCGGGGCCAGCCGCCCGCCCGUGACGGCGGCGCUCAUCGCCGCCAACGCGCUCGUGUACCUUCGCCCCGGCGCCCUUGACGCGUUCCUCCCGCCGCUCUCCCGCGUCGCCUUCAACCCGCACCUCAUCAUCCAGUAUGGCGACCUGACACGCUUCUUCUUGUCAGCCUUCUACCAUUUAAGCGAAACUCACUUCUUCUACAACAUGACAUCGCUCUUGUGGAAAGGCAUACAGCUUGAAACGUCAGUUGGCAGUGUUGAGUUUGCUUCCAUGGUUGCUGCCUUGCUUGGCCUGUCACAGGGCAUCACCUUGCUCUUGUCCAAGGGUUUACUCCUCUUCGGCAAUGAGACUGCGUAUUAUGAUCAAUACGCUGUUGGGUUCUCUGGGGUACUGUUUGGCAUGAAGAUUGUGCUGAAUGCCUGGUCAGACGAUUAUGUCUUCCUGCACGGGAUGGUCAUUCCAGCAAAGUAUGCUGCGUGGGCUGAACUACUUCUCAUCCAGGCUUUCAUUCCUGGGACAUCCUUUAUUGGGCAUCUUGGCGGGAUACUUGCUGGUCUGACCUAUCUUUGGCUCAAGCGAUCAUACUCUGGGCCAGAUCCGCUUGCUCUUUUGAUUUCAGGCAUCUCAAAUGUUGUGAGUUGGCCGGUGAGAUUUGCUCAGAGACUUCUAAGGCCAGGCCGUCGUCAGGGGAGCAGAGUUGGGCGCCGUGCAUCCAGAGGAACUGGUCGAGGCAUUUGGAGAUGCUCAGUCUGCACUUACGACAACUCGUCUUCUGCAGAUAUCUGUGAGAUGUGCAACAGUGUGCGUGAGGACCGCGAUGUUCCCCCCAUACAGCAUCUCCACGAUGGGGGUAACGGUGCGCUUUCAGUUGAUGAGAUCAGGCGUAGGAGGCUCCAAAGAUUUGACAGAUGAUGUAGAUCAUUUCCUCGUAUGAUAACUGCUGUUUGCCCCAUUUAUGCUGGAUAGUAGCAGGAAUGCAGGAUAUACUUCCUCACCAUUGCAAGGGCUGAGUCCUGCUACUGAUAAGGAUAUCUAGUUCUUAGGUUGUAACUCUCACAAAAUGUAAGUAGUUAUGUGAUCCUGUCCACCAUUCAUAUUACCAUGUCAGUAACAACGUAAUAGAAGUACUUGGGCAUGUCAAAAUGACCUUCAGAGUAAUGACCCUUCAUGUCGGUCUUCAUUUCUUUCUAGCAGCUGCAGUUUUGUAC
Molecule: messenger RNA, 1325 nt
Organism: Lolium rigidum
Lineage: Eukaryota; Viridiplantae; Streptophyta; Magnoliopsida; Poales; Poaceae
Product: rhomboid-like protein 14, mitochondrial
Exons: 2
Coding region: 1-1029 (342 amino acids)
Cellular component (GO): membrane
Molecular function (GO): serine-type endopeptidase activity
Source: RefSeq, a predicted model, not a curated record